Molecule: messenger RNA, 3150 nt
Organism: Cordyceps militaris CM01
Lineage: Eukaryota; Fungi; Ascomycota; Sordariomycetes; Hypocreales; Cordycipitaceae
Product: calcium-transporting ATPase type 2C member 1
Exons: 4
Coding region: 1-3150 (1049 amino acids)
Biological process (GO): intracellular calcium ion homeostasis; calcium ion transmembrane transport; manganese ion transport
Cellular component (GO): endoplasmic reticulum; plasma membrane; Golgi membrane
Molecular function (GO): ATP binding; ATP hydrolysis activity; P-type calcium transporter activity
Source: RefSeq, a predicted model, not a curated record
AUGACAAUGCCAUGGUCCGACCGAGGUCGUGCAGACGAUCACCCGCUGCUGCCAACCUCGGCAACACCAACCAUCACUGGCCCAGGCGCUGAUUCCCCCGACUAUGAUCAAGCUCAAUCGCGGCCGCGGCAUACCAGAACAACGUCAGCGCAUGCUCGUAGUGUCGCGGACGAAUUCUCCUUUAUGACGCCAAGCGAAGCCGCCGCCCGCCUGCGAACGUCGUUGAUUCACGGCCUUACCCCCAACGAAGGUCUUACCAGGCUGGGCAGUUAUGGUCCCAACGAGAUUCCCCACGAAGACCCAGAGCCUCUCUGGCUGCGUUUCUUGAAGCAGUUCCAGGAGCCGCUAAUCGUGAUGCUACUGGUGUCCGCUGGCGCGUCGCUGCUCCUGGGCAAUGCUGAUGAUGCAAUCAGCAUUACAGUCGCCGUUACUAUCGUUGUCAGCGUCGGCUUUAUACAAGAAUACAGAUCCGAGAAAUCUAUUGAGGCCCUCAAUCAUCUAGUCCCAAACCACGCUCAUCUUCUGCGCACCUCGCCUCACAAGCCGUCAAGCCCGAGAGGCCCUGCGCUGCCCUCCAAUAUCACCGACGCUCAAGACAUUGGCGACCCCGGCACCGAAACCCCCGAAGACGCCGUUCUGGAUGCCACAUCUUCCAAAGUUAUGGCCUCACAACUAGUGCCCGGCGACUUGGUUUUGUUUACUACUGGCGAUCGUAUCCCCGCCGACAUCCGCGUCACCAAGGCUGCCGAUCUCACAAUCGAUGUGUCCAACCUCACUGGCGAAACGGAUCCUGUUCGGCUCGGUACUGAAGCGAAGCGUAUCCACGGCAUACCCCAAUUUAGCAACGAAGCGCCCAAUUCCUCGCUUGCGCCAAACGCUAGCGCAAGCCCGGAGAAUAUUGCCUACAUGGGAACACUAGUCAAGUCGGGUCACGGUCAGGGCAUCGUUUUCGCGACUGGAGGAGCUACGCAAUUCGGCGCUAUUGCCACAAGUGUGUCUGGAACUGAGAGUCCUCGCUCGCCCCUGCAGCUUUCUAUGGAUGAUCUAGGCUCUCAGCUCAGCAAGGCGUCCUUCGUCGUCAUCGGCCUAAUCUCUCUGGUUGGCUUCCUGCAGGGCAAGAAGUUAUUGGAGAUUUUUACCAUUUCCAUUUCCUUGGCUGUCGCUGCCAUUCCUGAAGGCCUCCCCAUUAUUGUCACUGUCACUCUUGCUCUCGGUGUGCACCGCAUGGCAAAACACAAUGCCAUCGUACGUCGCAUGCCCAAAGUCGAGACCCUCGGGUCUGUCAAUGUGGUCUGCACGGACAAGACGGGUACUCUCACAACCAACCAUAUGACCACAGCUGAGAUGUGGCAUUUUGGUAGAGAUGUUAUCAAUGUCGAGCAAGAAGCCGAAGCCAUCGAAUCGAGCCCCUCUCAGGCCGCGUCUAGAAUUCUGCGGAUUGGCAAUCUCGCAAACAAUGCACGACUUUCUCAUAGCCACACAGAAGGCGCAGUGCCAUCGCUGGCUGUCAUGACAUCGACUUUGGGCCGGGGGGAUUCUCCCUCGUUCACAAGAUGGGCGGGUCAGCCGACUGACGUAGCCAUGAUGGACCUCCUCGACAAAUUCAAGGAACAUGACGCUCGCGAAUCUGUUGGGGCUCGUGCAACCGAUAUUCCAUUCAAUUCUGAUAGGAAAUGGAUGGGUGUCACUAUUGGUAACGACAAGGAAUACGCGUACAUGAAGGGCUCCAUCGAAAAGGUUCUCGCAGCGUGCGAUACGUACCUCGACAAGGAUGGCAGAGAAAUCGUUCUCGACUCAGCUCGUAAGCAAGAAGCACUGCAGGCCGCUGAAUCAAUGGCUUCAAAGGGUCUGCGUGUUCUUGCUUUUGCAAGUGGUGCGGUUUCACGUCAUGGCAAAUCUAACACUCGAAGCAACACGCCAAGAAUCGAAGCGUCUUCUAUUCUUCCCGGAGAAGACGCGUUUAAGGGACUGACAUUCGCUGGACUUGUUGGCAUGAGCGACCCCCCAAGACCCGGCGUCGGCAGCUCUAUUCGACGACUGAUGCGGGGGGGGGUCAGGGUGAUUAUGAUUACUGGCGAUGCUGAAACGACAGCUCUCGCUAUUGGACGGCAGCUGGGCAUGACCAUCGCUCCUGCCAGCUCCUAUGCCGCUGGACAAACUACCGUGAAGCCGGUGCUACGAGGCGACGAGAUUGAUAAAAUGACCGAUGAAGCUCUGGCGGAUGCCAUGCAGCACACCACCAUUGUUGCUAGAACGACCCCCGAUCACAAGCUAAAAAUUAUCCGGGCUCUGCAAUCUCGGGGCGACAUUGUCGCUAUGACUGGCGAUGGUGUCAAUGAUGCACCCGCACUGAAGAAGGCCGAUAUCGGUAUUUCCAUGGGCCGCCAGGGCACCGAUGUUGCCAAAGAAGCCUCCGACAUGAUUCUCACUGAUGAUGACUUUUCGACCAUUCUGCGCGCUAUUGAGGAGGGCAAAGGUAUCUUUAGCAACAUUCAAAAUUUUCUACGAUUCCAGCUCUCCACUAGUGCUGCUGGUCUGUCACUGGUAUUCCUCUGCACCUUGCUCGGCUUCAAGAAUCCCCUGAACCCGAUGCAGAUUCUCUGGAUCAAUAUCAUCAUGGAUGGUCCUCCCGCGCAGUCUCUUGGCGUGGAAUCCGUUGACCCGGACGUCAUGAACAAACCCCCUAGGAAACGAAAUGAUCCCGUGCUGACACGCGGCGUCAUAACACGCGUCUUAACGUCCGCAUUCAUCAUCAUGGUGGGCACUAUGCUUAUCUACAGCCAUGAGAUGCUUGCUGACGGCGAGGUCACGCGACGCGACACGACCAUGACCUUUACCUGCUUUGUCCUGUUUGACAUGUUCAACGCAUUGAGCUGUCGGUCCGAGAGCAAGUCCAUUCUGCGUGGUGAAGUCGGCCUCUUCUCCAACAACCUGUUCAACUGGGCCGUGUCUCUGAGCAUUGUCGGCCAGAUUCUUGUGAUUUACCUGCCAGCGCUCCAAGAGGUGUUCCAGACGGUGCCGCUGACGUUCGGUGACCUCUUUCGUCUCACAAUUUUGUGCAGCACAGUCUUUUGGGUAGACGAGCUGAGGAAAUAUUUGAAGUACGGCCAACGGAGUUUAAUAGACGGCUGCUUGAACUUUAUCGCAUAA